AUGGUUGACCAAGAGAAUAAAACCUCAGAGCUGCACGAACAGAUGCCGGCUGAAAUUAAACAAGAUGGCGCCUGCAUCUCUCUGGAGAGUGUAAACCGUAUCUCUAAAUUGCCAAUGGUUGAAAGUACUCUUCAAACAAGCAAACACAUUUACGAUAAAGUGAAGGAUUUCAACAACUUGACCAAUUGGACAAUGUCAACCGCUGAAAACACGGUCCACAAGGCAAUGGAAGUUGGAAAACCUUACGCAACUCCAGUACUUCAGUCUCUGGACGGACCUAUUAAGAAAGUCGAUGGAAUUAUCUGCAGUGGAUUGGACUAUGUUGAAGCGAAGGUCCCAGCAGUCAAAUUACCACCCGGCGAAUUAUACACUUCCACUAAGGAUUACAUUGCCAACAAUCCCACAGUAGUCACGGCAUGUUCCGUUGUUAAACCCGCCGUAGACACUGCCAAAAGUUACGUUGCCACUGCCGGAUCAACCGUCAAUGUUACAGUUCAAGGUGCCAAAACAAUGGUGGAGCCAGUUUUCGAUUCAGCAAAGAAAGCCGUUGAACCAGCCCUAGAGUCCGCCCGAAACAUUGUAGAACCCUAUGUGGAAUCGUCAAAGGAAAAAGCAGCCGCCAUCCGGGACUUUGGCGCGCAGAAAAUCGACGAAUACCUGUACACCUCCACACCAGGCAAAGAAGCAGGUAAUAAUUCCACGUGCAUCGAUAGUAACACCAGCUAUGCAUCGACCAAUGACUCAUCACUCACUUCAGCCACUGGCACCGAAGCAUCCUCUGAUAGCGAAUAG
This is a messenger RNA of Dalotia coriaria, 792 nucleotides long. RefSeq names its product lipid storage droplets surface-binding protein 1-like. Lineage: Eukaryota; Metazoa; Arthropoda; Insecta; Coleoptera; Staphylinidae. Gene Ontology annotation, biological process: positive regulation of triglyceride storage; lipid storage. Gene Ontology annotation, cellular component: cytosol; lipid droplet. The transcript has 5 exons. The coding region runs from base 1 to 792 and encodes 263 amino acids. The record is from RefSeq and is a predicted model, not a curated record.